Molecule: messenger RNA, 1019 nt
Organism: Solanum stenotomum
Lineage: Eukaryota; Viridiplantae; Streptophyta; Magnoliopsida; Solanales; Solanaceae
Exons: 1
Coding region: 279-863 (194 amino acids)
Source: RefSeq, a predicted model, not a curated record
AAGGGUGAGAGUCGAGAAUGGCAGAUGACUUGGAAUAAUGUUUCAUCCUUUUCGACGGAGGAAACAAUAACGUUAAUAAUCCUCAUGGUCCAACCCAUAGCUAGCUUUGGUGAAUAUACAAUUAUUCCCUUACAGCCUGGGGCCAGCGAGGGGUAAAAGAGUCUCACAAACAAUAGGAGAAUAUAACAGGCUGUCGAUGGAAACGUAGGAAUGUGCAGGUGACGGUGAAUGAGUGAUGACCACUCACCUUGUUUAUUAUUACCUAUUACCUAUACUAUAUGCCCAAAGUUUUUAGUUCUUCUCUUCACCGACGAAUUGAUUUCCUCUUCACCUACACUUGCACAGAGAAUAUGAGCUCUUUUCUUCAAAGUUUUCAUAGCAAAGAAGCUCUGCCCAUGUCAAAACCUACAGAAGAAGAAAGAGGAGAAGGACUUGGCGUACGCAAAAGGCUGUCUUCUCUCUCUCUAAGGAUGAACAUGCGCAUGAUGAGGUCUACUUGUCAACAACAACCCAUCCUCUCAUUCUACUCCUCCUCCUCCUCCUCCUCCUCAUGGGCAUUUCGCCGAUCCAAAUCCUUGUCCUCUAUGGGAGAAUACACUGGCAAUUCCAUUAGGAAAUGGUGGGAUUGGGGAUUGGGCUGGAUCAUGUCCAAGAAGCCCGCCUUUGCCAACGAUCUGGAAAUGAAUGAAGAAGAGAAAGCCGUAUUGGGAUGCAACAGCAAGGGCAGCUGGAGGCACGUAUUUUACAAAGUAAGGUCGGAGCUACGGAGGUUCAUCGGAUCCGGCAACAAUGUGGGUCUACCUCAAACCUUCCGGUACAACUACUCCAACAACUUCGAUGACAACUUAAUCAGGAACAACUGAUGGAUUACUCACUCUACUACAGUAUGUGAUAAGCUAGCUCCUUUUGUAAUGUUGGUUAAUUCAUUGAUUGAUUCGAGUGGUUUUUACUUUAUUUUUUAUAAAUAAUAAUAAUAGAUCGGAGUCCACAUUAGUUUGCAGCAGCGAGUACGUACGUAA